Messenger RNA from Octopus bimaculoides (California two-spot octopus), 884 nucleotides. RefSeq lists its product as uncharacterized. The record is from RefSeq and is a predicted model, not a curated record. Lineage: Eukaryota; Metazoa; Mollusca; Cephalopoda; Octopoda; Octopodidae.
AGUCUGUCGUGAUAGCUUACCAGUCUCUUUUUGCAGACCAUUCGUCUUAACUCAUCUUCGAUUUUACGACUGACAAAGAUUACGAUAAUGAAAUUCCAUGUUGCAGUCGCCGUUCUCUUGAUCGCAGUAUCAGCGGUUUAUUGUAAAAACAUCAUGACUCUGUGUAAACAAGUACAAACAAGAAUAGGUGCAAAUUACGUUAGGUCGCCAAAGAACUGCAGUGAAUUCUACUUUUGCAACCCCUUGUACCCGCAACCAUUGUCGUGUGGUAAAUACACGGUGUUUUCACAAUCACAACAAGUGUGUGUGUGGAAACACAGCCAGUAUGAUGACUGCAACCGUCAUAUUUAUGGAGGAAGAUUCAAUGACCCUCUCUGUAAACCAUACCUAUCUGGAUGCAACCGUGAUCCUCAAGACUGCCAUAGGUUUAUUCCUUGCUAUAACGGAACUUCGUAUCCUUCCAUGGCAUGCCAAUCAGGUCUUUUUUUUAACGUCCAACUACAAAGAUGUACCGGUCAAAGCCAGGCAAAUUGCAGGAAACUAUUUUUUUGACUGCGGCCAUACUGGAGCACCGCCUUUAGUCGAGCAAAUCGACCCCAGGACUUAUUCUUUAAAUGGCUUUCGACUUCAGCAACGAUGAUCCAGAUGAUUUUUCUUUAACGAUACGUCUUUCGAAGCAGUAAUAUUUAGAUGGUGUGAGACGUUUUUGAGCAGCCAACUUGGCGCCGACUGUUUGGCGUCGCUGAUCCCAUGCUGGCUUAUUUGACAUCAGUCGUUUUAAUGUUUCUCUCUUUCUGUCCCUCUCUCCUCCUCUCUCUUUGUGUAUGUGAGGAUAUGGAAAAUUUGUAUGUCAGUUCCUUUCAAUUAAUAAAUUGUAAUGCCUC